This is a messenger RNA of Epithele typhae, 576 nucleotides long. RefSeq lists its product as uncharacterized. The transcript has 5 exons. The coding region runs from base 1 to 576 and encodes 191 amino acids. Lineage: Eukaryota; Fungi; Basidiomycota; Agaricomycetes; Polyporales; Epitheliaceae. The record is from RefSeq and is a predicted model, not a curated record.
AUGCGACGCCCUUUUCGCGUCGUGCCAUGGGCACUCGGGAGCUCUUUGCAUCUUGACUUCUCCGUCCACCUUUACCAGCUUCCCCCCAGUACUAUCCCUUUCCGCAACUUCCCAUGCUGGCCCGUCCCAGAACUCGACAGACCUGCCUAUCAACCAGCCAAAGCCAUCUCUUUUGAAGUGAUACGGUCUCCUGCGCUGGGUUCCACUGGACCUUGCAACGUCGCGAACGCGAAAACCCAGCGCAUAGACAUCUUCAAGUCCCGCAUCAAUGACGUCGUGUUCGACAAGGGCUCGAUGGCGACCAGCGGGACGCACUGCUCGAUCGAGUGGGAUGGAGACCACUGCGCGCGCCGGGCCUCGGUCAAAGUCACCGACUUUCAGAUGAACAGGACGUUCGCAAGUAUCCCGAUUUCGCUGCGCGGUGCCGCGUCGCUCGCUGACAAUGCCCUCCAGAACAAUGGAAAAGGGAUUGAGAAGAACACCACGAUGCUCCUCUACGAUGGGAAGGGAGUGGGCGCUCCUGGAGGAGUGCGUGAGCCAGGGCUUCUCGACGAUGGCGCCGACGUCGUCGGAUAG